This is a messenger RNA of Sardina pilchardus (European sardine), 4312 nucleotides long. RefSeq names its product solute carrier family 7 member 5 (gene slc7a5). Gene Ontology annotation, molecular function: neutral L-amino acid transmembrane transporter activity; L-amino acid transmembrane transporter activity. The transcript is spliced from 10 exons. NCBI's taxonomy places the organism in Eukaryota, Metazoa, Chordata, Actinopteri, Clupeiformes, Clupeidae. Gene Ontology annotation, cellular component: membrane. Gene Ontology annotation, biological process: amino acid transmembrane transport; neutral amino acid transport. The record is from RefSeq and is a predicted model, not a curated record. Bases 227 to 1789 code for a protein of 520 amino acids.
CCGUGACGCAUGCAUGGAGUUUUCUUUGCCAUGAUGCUGCUCGUACAACCUAGAGGAAUUGUGAUUUCUGACUCAGUUCUGAACACGCUGCUGUCGUGAAUUGUGUUGCCUCGUGCCGGUGAGAAGCAUCUCAAGGACCCUCUUAAGAGGGAUCGACUCGGAGAACACGGCCAUCGUUACCAAGUGGUAGAAGACACCCAUAGGCUUGUGUUGACAGGACAACACAAUGUCAGGUUUAAAAAAGAGAAACUCAAAUUCAUCUAACCGGGAUGAAGAGGAUAACCAGGUGACGGAAAGGAUGCUCGGGGAAAAUGGGAACUCAAAAAGAACUGCUGACGGCUCUCUCGGGAGCCCAGACAAAGAUGCGAGUAAGGCUGUAGAAGGAGAAGAAACUGUUGUUUUACAAAGAACAAUAACUCUGGUCAAUGGUAUUGCUAUUAUUGUGGGUACCAUCAUUGGGUCAGGCAUAUUUGUCACGCCGACCGGAGUGGUCAAAGAAGCCGGCUCGGUCGGGGCAUCCUUGAUCGUCUGGGCAAUUUGCGGAGUGUUCUCCACCAUAGGAGCACUUUGUUAUGCCGAACUAGGCACCACGAUCACCAAAUCUGGCGGAGACUAUGCUUACAUUCUCGAGGUGUAUGGCUCUCUCCCGGCAUUUCUUAAAUUGUGGAUCGAGUUGCUGAUUAUUCGCCCGUCCUCGCAGUACAUUGUGGCAUACGUGUUCGCCACAUACCUCCUCAAACCCAUCUUCCCAGACUGUCCGGUACCGGAGAAUGGGGCGAAGAUAAUUGCUUGUUUAUGCAUCUUGCUGCUAACGGCUGUGAACUGCUACAGUGUGAAGGCGGCCACACGAGUACAGGAUGUUUUCGCUGCAGCAAAGCUCCUCGCUCUCGGACUCAUCAUCAUCAUUGGUUUUGUGCAGAUUGGCAAAGGUGAUGUGGCGGAACUGCUUCCAGAGAACUCGUUCAAGGGGACAAAGACGGACGUGGGGGACAUGGGGCUCGCACUCUACAGUGGACUCUUUGCCUAUGGGGGCUGGAAUUACCUGAAUUUUGUCACAGAGGAAAUGAUUGAACCUUACAAGAACCUGCCUCGGGCCAUCAUCAUCUCUUUGCCUAUUGUGACCGUUGUUUAUGUGCUGACCAACCUGGCCUACUUUACUACACUCACACCAGACCAAAUGCUCGUCUCUGAGGCAGUGGCAGUGGAUUUUGGGAACUACCACUUGGGACCAAUGGCAUGGAUCAUUCCAGUAUUUGUCGGCCUUUCUUGCUUCGGCUCAGUUAACGGUUCUCUCUUUACUUCAUCAAGGUUGUUUUUUGUCGGCUCUCGGGAAGGUCACCUGCCCAGUCUGCUCUCCAUGAUCCACCCCAGCCUGCUCACACCCCUGCCCUCGCUCAUCUUCACUUGUUUGAUGACGCUGCUCUAUGCAUUCUCCAACGACAUCUUCUCCGUGAUCAACUUCUUCAGCUUCUUUAACUGGCUGUGCAUCGCCCUGGCCAUCAUUGGUAUGAUGUGGCUGCGCUACAAGAAGCCUGAGCUGGAGCGGCCAAUCAAGGUAAACCUGUUGCUGCCCAUCUCGUUUGUGCUGGCGUGUCUGUUCCUGAUCGUCGUGUCCAUCUGGAAAACGCCGUCCGAGUGUGCCAUCGGCUUUGGCAUCAUCGCUACGGGCGUGCCUGUCUAUUAUAUCGGAGUCCACUGGCAGCAGAAGCCCAAGUGGAUGGUGAAUGCUAUCUUUUCCAGCACUGCUCUGUGUCAGAAGCUGAUGGAAGUGGUGCCCCAGGAAUCUUGAAUAAGAGCGGAUGCGGAUCCCGUUACCCCUUGCAACAUUUCAACACUCUCCCCUGCACGCACACACAUGACUUGAACCAUUUUUAAUCAGGAUGGCAAUCAUUUAUCAUUCAUUGUACCUUUUAACACUCCCAUGGUUUAAGACUCUCUGUUUUUAAUCAGGAAACAUUUCAGACAUUCAGUUUGAGGAUUUGUUCAAGUGAAUAUUUGAGCCACCUUGUGUGAUCUGUGGGCACUGUAGUGUGCGUGUGUGUGUGUGCAUGCAUGCGAGCGUGUGUGUGUGUUUGUGUGUGUGUGUGUGUGUGUGUGUGUGUGUGUGUGUGUGUGUGUGUGUGUGUGUGUGUGUGUGUGUGUGUGUGUGUGUGUGUGUGUGUGUGUGUGUGUGUGUGUGUGUGUGUGUGUGUGUGUGUGUAUGAGCGUGCAAAUGCCAGUGUGUGUGUGUAUAUGUGUGUGUGUGUGUGUGUGUGUGUGUAGUCCAUCCGCUCGGCUACCACAUUCUCCUCUGGUCUCUGCAAUUACAUUCUUAACAGCCUCCUGAAAACACACACACACACACACACACACACACACACACACACACACACACACACACACACACACACACACAUACACACAUGCACGCCCACACACAGAUACACUCCAUUUUUAGCUGUUCAGGUCUUAAGGGAGAUGGACCAACGUGCUGUGCCUUUCUUUGUUGUUUUUAUAGGGUCAAGUGUGUUUCUGUGUUUAGAUCCUCCUUUGGCCAUACAGUAGAUCCAUUUGUUUCUACUAUUGUUAUUGUCAUCGUUGUUGUUGUUGUUGUUGUUGUUAUUUGGAAGUUGCGCUUCUUGUGUAUUGCUAGCAAUCGAACACUAACAUACAGUGAGAAUAGCAUUUAAGUACCGUACUAAUACAUUGCAGUUCAGUACUAAUUUGUACAGACGUACAGUCUUGACUCCGCUACCUGUAAUGCUGUUCAACUGGUCCAUUCAGUAGACUACUAACUCGGCCUACUUUAGUGGUCCCAGCACUGACCAACAACACUGGGUGAAGGACUUCUCUGACCCAGUGUUAGUAGUAGUAGUAUUAUCAAGUCAGGAUGUUAGGAAGAGUAUUAAGUCAUGUGAAUGCAAAACUGGCACCACACUACAAAGAGACAGGACCAAACUGUUCCGUGUGAUACACAAGUGGGUAACGCCAUGCGUAAACAUACUGUAGUGUACCCUCUCCUCUAUACCCUUUACAUGAGAGAUGCCCUCUCUAUUCUGCACAGGAUAUGCCCGUUCCUUCUCUCUCUCUCCAGGAAAAGAAUAGCAGUACCUGUUAAGGAGUGGUGCAGCACUCAAAGUGAAUACAUUACCUACUGACACAGUUCGGUAUCGUAAUUCUCUGCAACUGGAAGUCAGCACCAAAUACGAUUUUUAGAAAAAGUGGUAGCACGACUUGCUCUGCUCGAGUUCAGUACAGAACAGAGGCGGCGCACGCUCAUUGGUGCAGGCCAGACCCGCUUCACAACUCUGCUGUACGGACUUCAUCAGUCGCUGAAACCGCUCCGACCCAUGUACCGUAGCGGUCUGUGAUCGUGGCGCUGGCAUGAAGCCGCGACUAUUAACAGAGUACACACUGGAACAUCAAAAACUGACCGUCAUCAGUACCUCAAUAAUGAUCUGCCAGUGUGGACACUUGCGCUCUCUCUCUCUCUCUCUCUCUCUCUCUCUCUCUCUGUAUGUGUGCGCUUGUGCGUGUGUGUGUGUUUGUUUGCUUGUGAGUGCAGUGCCACAUUCAAGUUACACCCGUAAUGUGUUAGAGAGAAAAGUGUGUUGUUGAGGAGACCUUCUGUUGGACACAAAUCAGCUGGUUUUUCUUUUUUCUUUCUUUUCCUGGUAAAUUGUGUGUGUGAUUAGACACUGAAAUAGGUGUUUGUCGUGUGACUCUUUGCGUGUGUGUGUGUGACUGUUGAGUUGUGUAGGAAAGGAGAAGGGUGUGUGUGUCUGUGUGUAAUUGUUGAUUUGAGUUGUGUAGGAAAGGAGUGUGGGAAAGUGUGUGUGUGUGUGUGUGUGAGAUUGUUGAGUUGGGUUGUGAAGGAAAGGAGAAGGGUGAAUGUGUGUGUGUGUGUGUGUGUGUGUGUGUGUGUGUGUAAUUGUUGAGUUGGUUUGUAUAGGAAAGGAGAAGAGAAUGAGGUAUAGAGCUGUUCAUUCCCUGUUGAGGAAGAAUGGUGAAUGUGUGCAAGUGUGUUUGAGCUCAUUCAUUGUGAAACCUAGAAGCCGUUAUUUCAUUAGCUAUUUGCCUCAAAGCUUUCUUUUUUUGUUCUUUUCUCUUUUUUAUUUCCAUCAAGUUUUUACUCUUCCUUUUUUCUCUUAGGUGUUGCUCUGUUUUUUUUCCAGCAGCAGUUUGACUAACCUUGUGGGUUGUGCCCCGACCCGUGAACCGUUCUGUAGAGGGACUUAUUUAUUUGUAGAGGUUAUACUGUAGUGCUCUUAUUUGUAUUUUUAUGGGGCAUUUGUAAAAACUGCUUCAGAAAUUAAAACAAAUGUGUCAGUCA